Molecule: messenger RNA, 909 nt
Organism: Aspergillus nomiae NRRL 13137
Lineage: Eukaryota; Fungi; Ascomycota; Eurotiomycetes; Eurotiales; Aspergillaceae
Product: DUF1445 domain protein
Exons: 1
Coding region: 1-909 (302 amino acids)
Biological process (GO): glutamate metabolic process
Molecular function (GO): D-glutamate cyclase activity
Source: RefSeq, a predicted model, not a curated record
AUGGACCCCACGCAUUGUCAGACAGCCCACCAAAUCCGCCUCCUCGGACGCCAAAACCACAUAACCAACACCUCGGGCUUAGCCCCAGGAUAUCUCCAAGCCAAUCUACUCAUUCUUCCCUCGAAGCACGCCGAGGAUUUCCACAACCUAUGUCUCCGCAACCCGGUCUCCUGCCCCUUACUGGGGCUCACCCCUAAGGGCAACCCCAACACUGUUUACCCGUCAUCCUGCAUCAAAUACGACGACUUCGACCUCCGAACGGACUGUCCCAAAUACCGUGUUUAUAAAGAUGGCAAGUAUAUUGAGAGUCGUACCGAUCUCCUCAACCUCUGGACAGACGACUAUGUCGGUUUUCUAAUCGGAUGCUCUUUUUCCUUUGAAGAUGCCCUGGCUGACGUGGGCCUGAAACCGAGACACCAAGCCACGGGAACCAUUGUUGCCAUGUAUAAAACACGAAUUCCAUUGUUAGCAUCGGGAAUCUUCAAGAACGGGACUUGCAUUGUCUCGAUGAGACCCUAUCGGGUAGAAGAUGUAGAGAGGGUUCGGGAGAUCACCAGACCCUUCCUGGCCACACAUGGGGAGCCGGUCGACUGGGGAUGGGAUGCCCUUGAGCGGUUGGGGAUUAGCGAUAUUGAGAAGCCGGAUUUUGGAGAGAGACAGGCUUUUGAGGAGGGGGAAGUUCCAGUCUUUUGGGUGCGGUUCUCCUUUCUUCCCCUUCCAUUCUCCUUUAGCUAUGAAAUGACUUUGUUAAUUGUUCACCAGGCGUGUGGCGUCACACCGCAAAUGGCCGUGGAGUCAGCAGGAGACCGGAUCGAAGGGCUGGUAUUCGCGCAUGAGCCAGCCCAUAUGUUAGUUACGGACUUUACCGUCAAAGAUUUGGAAAGAUUGGGAAAGCCCCUUUAUAACUAA